Molecule: messenger RNA, 1549 nt
Organism: Rhodamnia argentea
Lineage: Eukaryota; Viridiplantae; Streptophyta; Magnoliopsida; Myrtales; Myrtaceae
Product: GABA transporter 1-like
Exons: 7
Coding region: 85-1479 (464 amino acids)
Cellular component (GO): plasma membrane
Source: RefSeq, a predicted model, not a curated record
GUUCUUGGAAGGAAGCCUGGGUCUGGGUACAUCUGAUGUCCUUCCUGGUAUUUAUGUAAGAAUUCCGUCUCUGAGAGAGAGAGAAUGGGGACAGUGGUGGUUCCAAGCUCCAUGGAAGUCUCCAUCCCGCUCGGCGAUCAGAAGGACGGCGGCUUCGUCGGCCGCCGGAACCCGAAUGACUUGGACGCCGGAGCUCUCUUCGUCCUCAAAUCACGAGGGUCGUGGUGGCACUGUGGGUACCACUUGACGACGUCGAUCGUGGCGCCGGUGCUGUUGAGCCUACCCUUCGCGAUGAGCCUGUUGGGUUGGGUGGCCGGGACCGUGUGCCUGGCUCUCGGGGCCGCGGUCACGUUUUACUCUUACAACCUCCUCUCGCUCGUCUUGGAGCAGCAAGCCCAGCUUGGCCAGCGCCAGCUCCGGUUCCGCGACAUGGCCCGCGACAUCCUAGGACCCUCAUGGGGAAAAUAUUUCGUGGGGCCUCUACAGUUUGCUAUAUGCUAUGGUGCUGUCGUUGCCUGCACUCUUUUGGGUGGACAGAGUCUCAAGUUCAUAUACUUGCUCUAUGAGCCAGAUGGGAAAAUGCAGCUCUACCAAUUCAUCACCAUGUUUGGUGUCCUAACUCUGUUCUUGGCACAAGUCCCCUCCUUCCACUCCCUCAGGCACAUUAACCUCGUCUCUCUCGUCCUCUGCCUCGCUUACAGCGUUUGCGCCGUGGCCGGCUCCGUCGACAUCGGAAACUCAGUGAAUGCCCCGCCAAAGGACUACUCCUUGGCCGGCAGCCGAGUCGAUCGGCUUUUCGGCGCCUUCAACGGGAUCUCCAUCAUAGCCACCACUUACGCCAGCGGAAUUAUUCCCGAGAUCCAGGCAACUCUGGCUCCACCGGUGAAGGGCAAGAUGUUCAAAGGCCUGUGUGUGUGUUACUCGGUCAUAGUGACCACAUACUUCAGUGUUGGAAUCUCUGGAUAUUGGGCCUUUGGGAAUCAAUCCAAAGGAACGAUUCUGACCAAUUUCAUGGGCCAGACCAAGCCACUCCUUCCCACUUGGUUUCUCUUGAUCACCAACAUUUUUUGCCUCCUUCAAUUAUCAGCAGUCACUGUGGUAUAUUUACAACCGACCAACGAAGUGUUCGAGAAGAAACCGGCGGACCCGAAGAUGGACCGAGACUCGGCGCGCAACGUGGUGCCCGGGCUGAUCGCUCGGUCGCUGUCGGUGGUGGCAGCGACCACGGUGGCCACGAUGUUGCCCUUCUUCGGGGACAUCAUGGCGCUGUUCGGCGCGUUCGGGUGCAUCCCGCUGGACUUCAUACUGCCCAUGGUCUUCUAUAACGUGGCCUUCAAGCCCUCCCGGAGGAGCCUCGUGUUACGGGUGAACACGGCGAUCAUCGCCGUGUCCUCGGUGUUGGUGGCCAUCGGCAUGGUGGCAUCGGUCGGGCAGAUGGCUCUCGAUGCCAAGACCUAUCGCUUGUUUGCUAACAUGUAACGCCUAUAAUUGAACGCACCAACCGUUUAAAUUGUAUGCACGGUUGAGGCUACGUAAUUUCCUUAUUUAA